AUGUUCUUCUCUGACGGCUCCACCUUGCUACGAUCUAUGAAAGAUGAAAGUCUUCGAGCCACGUGGGCACCAUCGCUCAUUGACCCAUCACCGGCCAGCGCACAGCUUGCACGUGCACAUUUCGAGAAGCAUCCACCGAACAACCUGCGCAAGUCAAACUUUUUCCACUUUGUCGUCGCCCUAUAUGAUCGUGCUAGCCAACCCAUCGAAAUCGAAAGGACACAGUUUGCUGGUUUUGUCGAAAAGGACAGAGAAAUCGACGGUCAAGACACGAAAAAUGGAAUUCACUACAAGCUCUAUGUGUUAUUCCAAAAUGGCCUUCGAGCGGAGCAAGAUCUCUACGUCAGACUCAUUGACAGUGUUUCAAAGCAGGCUAUUGCGUAUGAGGGGCAGGAUAAAAAUCCAGAAAUGUGCCGAGUGUUGCUAACUCACGAAGUGAUGUGCAGCCGUUGUUGUGAAAAGAAAAGCUGUGGAAAUCGUAACGAAACGCCUAGUGAUCCAAUAAUUAUCGACAAGUACUUCUUGAAAUUCUUCCUAAAAUGUAACCAGAACUGUUUGAAGAAUGCCGGAAAUCCACGGGACAUGCGACGAUUCCAAGUUGUGCUGAGCACUACUGCAAGAAUUGAUGGUCCGCUGCUGGCUGUGUCGGAGAAUAUGUUCGUCCACAACAAUUCUAAGCAUGGACGAAGAGUGAAAAGAGUGGACACGUCUGAUGAGUUCUCUGAAGUCUCGGAGAUGUCAAUGGGAUCGACUCCUCUGAUCAAAGCUUUAUGUCCAAGUGAAGGAUGGAUUCAAGGCGGUACACAGGUAAUAGUAAUAGGCGAGAACUUUUUCGAAGGGCUGCAGAUAGCAUUCGGUUCUACCACAGUAUGGAGUGAGCUUGUUCAAGUUAUCUCUCCACACGCUAUGAGAGUCACAAGUCCACCUCGUCACAAUGCCGGAGUUGUCGAAGUCACACUUCAGUACAAAAAUAAGCAAUACAGCAGAGGAUCACCUGUUCGGUUUACCUACGCAUCUCUGACGGAGCCUAGUAUCGAUUUCGGUUUCCAGCGGCUGCAAAAACUGCUCCCCAAAUAUCCAGGAGAUCCCGAGCGGCUACCCAAGGAGAUCAUACUGAAGAGGGCAGCUGAACUUGCUGAAGCGCUCUACAGCAGAACCCAAGCGGAACAGUUAAGCAACUACGCUUCUGUUUAUUCAGCCGGAUUUGAUUCAUCAGCAGAUUACUCUUCUCGAGCACACGCUUCGCCGAGAUCCCUGCCCUAUGGAAGCAAUCAGUCCUUAUCGGCAGCUGUCUACCCCUCAACGUACCCUACCGUCAGUGCGAGUCCUGCAGCGAACUUCCUCAAUGCUCCAGCAGGCUUCGCACCAUUUGGUUCCGUGAAUCCCUUUGCGGCGACCUUGCAAUCCUCAACCCGCUUAGCUUAAGCUGAACAUGGCUUCGAUAUAAAAUUAUAAUCAAGUCACAACACAGAGCUCUUUAUUCUCUCCGAAAAUGGGUCUAACUAGUGGACAAAGAAUCCGCAUUUCUUCAAUAAUAGUUUUUGGUGUCAUGUCAUAAUUUGAACCGGAUGAUUAUUUGUACACGCAGCAUAUAUUCUGAUCUGCAAUAGACUCUGCUCAUUGUUAUUGUUUUUAUUUGCUUAACU
Messenger RNA from Cylicocyclus nassatus, 1646 nucleotides. The record is from the annotation of a GenBank genome assembly. Lineage: Eukaryota; Metazoa; Nematoda; Chromadorea; Rhabditida; Strongylidae.